Messenger RNA from Stylonychia lemnae, 564 nucleotides. NCBI's taxonomy places the organism in Eukaryota, Ciliophora, Spirotrichea, Sporadotrichida, Oxytrichidae. The record is from the annotation of a GenBank genome assembly.
AUGAGAAUGAAUUAGAGACUGGAGCCGAAUGUUACAAGAAACCUGAAUGUUUGUGCUUCUAAAUCAAUCAUCGAAAGCCAUUACAACUUCAACUUUGAAUCUCCAACCAGAGCUGGAAACGAAAGCUAUCUUUAAAAAUUUAGAGAAAUUUUAAACUUUAGAAGGGGCUAGCAACCAUAAUUGCAGCUGAAGCAUGAGAAAGAAGUCACAAUGGUAGAAAGAUUAAAUAGUUAAAUAAAAUAGAAAAUUCACAGGCUUAAGGAAUCAAAUUCUGUUGUUGAUAGCAAAAUUGACACCAUUAACACUCAAGAUAUUAGUUUGGCAAAUAAUACACUUAAUUUCAAGGCAAAAAAAGAUCUAGAUACUAAAACUAGCUUCUUCAGAAUGUAAUAGAGCCAACCAGUUAUACCUAAGCAUUAAUAUAAUGAAAAAGAGUAACAUCGAUAAUUGAAUUAUCAUACUCAAGCAAACAAAGCUAAGAAUAGCAGUUUAAAGAAAAAUAAAAAUAUUUUAAACUAAGACAUUUUAGAUGAACUCAAUGGUAUUUUACAACCCUACCAGUGA